Messenger RNA from Brassica rapa (field mustard), 1035 nucleotides. RefSeq lists its product as uncharacterized. The record is from RefSeq and is a predicted model, not a curated record. NCBI's taxonomy places the organism in Eukaryota, Viridiplantae, Streptophyta, Magnoliopsida, Brassicales, Brassicaceae.
UUGUUGAGUAGCAAAUAUCAAAGAUAUGAAUUAUUUGUACUAUGCAAAAAUAGUCCCAAUUUGAAUCCUAGUUUAUUUGAUCAUCUAAGAUAUUUAUUUUAGUAUAUCUAACUCAUUUACUAUUGUCAACUAUUCUACAUGAACCGGUGGAGAUAAUAACUCCCAUGGGUGGUUUAUCUUAUUCAUAUAUAAUAUAUAUAUACGACUUUCAUGAACUGUUCCUCUAUCUGAUCAUUCGUUCUAACACCAAAGCAAAGAAAAGUAAGAGUUUCUUAAGCAUAAAGAGGCGAAGGUCCAAUGUCUUCUCUACGUGAUGGAGCCCUCUGUUCUAGAAAGAGAUAUCAGAUGAACGUCAAUGGAGAAACGUUUCAUGGUUCCUUCAAAAGGAUCAAACAAGGAGAUCAGACACAGGCCCAACUUGAGAAGAACACUACUAUGUUCUAUCAGAGAUCAAAGUCAGAGAACGCCAAGUUGAUGAAGCCUGAUGUUCAGCUUCAUCUAGACACUAAGGGCCAUUCAGAGUCAUUUGAAGAUCGUAGGACUUACUUGGACCUUGAGCUAAAUCUUUCUUUAUCAGCAAGUUCGACAGUAAAAGAAAUCAUGAAGAAAGACGAGUGUUCAAAAGGAAAAACUUUGAUCAUGGCCCCAAGUAAUAAAGGAAAACCAGGUGAUAUAAGGCUAAGUCGAUCCCCGUCUUGGCUAGAGUUUGAAGGCGAUGAUGAUAAUGAUGAUGACAAGAAGCAAGAGAUGGUAACAACGGUGUGCAUGAAGUGUCACAUGCUAGUUAUGCUCUGCAAAUCAACUCUCGUGUGUCCUAACUGCAAGUUCAUACACCCUGAUGAUCACAGUUCCACAAAACUUUUUAAGCCGUUGAGUUUGUUUAAGCUUUUAUGCUAGGGUUUGCCUUUAAAGGGUAUGUAUGUUGAUUCGAUGUAAUGGGUGGAAGAAUUAAUGUGAAACUAGAUAUGUAUUAUGUAUAUACAAGUCAUGAUAAGUAUUAUCGUGUUCUUAUAUAUGAAUUUGCUGCGUUCAAUU